This is a messenger RNA of Acomys russatus (golden spiny mouse), 1635 nucleotides long. RefSeq names its product doublecortin domain containing 2 (gene Dcdc2). The transcript is spliced from 10 exons. Lineage: Eukaryota; Metazoa; Chordata; Mammalia; Rodentia; Muridae. Bases 204 to 1622 code for a protein of 472 amino acids. Gene Ontology annotation, biological process: intracellular signal transduction; regulation of cilium assembly; cilium assembly. Gene Ontology annotation, cellular component: axoneme; microtubule organizing center; kinocilium. The record is from RefSeq and is a predicted model, not a curated record.
UACAGGUGUGCGAGCCUGUGGGCUCUGAUUGGCCGUCGGUGCCGCGCCUUACUUGAACUGCUACCAGCCAAGGCUGUCCCCGCAAGGCUGGCCCUUCAUCAUCUGCGGGUGACUUUCCUUGUCCCUGUAGGAGGCGGUUCACGAGCUGGUGUUGCAGGCCGGUGGAGUGCUUGCUAGCGGGUCCGGCGGUUCCACGGGGGAAGAUGAACGGUCCCAGCGCCAAGUCUACCCACCUGUCGCUGCCGGUAGUGAAAAGUGUGCUGGUGUACCGCAAUGGGGACCCCUUCUUCGCCGGGCGCCGCGUCGUCAUUCAUGAGAAGAAGGUGUCCAGCUUCGAAGUCUUCCUCAAGGAAGUGACGGGUGGCGUGCAGGCGCCCUUUGGGGCGGUUAGGAACAUCUACACCCCAAGGACCGGCCACCGCAUCAGAAAGCUGGACCAGAUCGAGAGCGGGGGCAACUACGUGGCUGGAGGCCAGGAAGCUUUUAAGAAACUCAAUUACUUGGACAUAGGAGAAAUCAAGAAAAGACCAAUGGAAGCUGUCAAUACUGAGGUGAAACCUGUCAUCCACAGCAGGAUAAAUGUGUCUGCCCGCUUCAGGAAGUCGCUGCAUGAGCCUUGCACCAUUUUCUUGAUUGCAAAUGGAGACCUCAUAAACCCAGCUUCUCGCCUUCUCAUCCCCAGAAAAGCUUUAAGCCAGUGGGAUCACGUACUACAAAUGGUCACAGAAAAAAUAACUCUCCAGAGUGGGGCUGUCCACAGGCUCUACACGUUAGAAGGAAAACUGGUUGAGAGCGGGGCAGAGCUGGAGAACGGGCAGUUUUACGUGGCCGUUGGUAGAGAUAAGUUCAAGAGACUACCUUACAGUGAGUUACUUUUUGACAAGUCAGCGAUGAGAAGGCCCUAUGGUCAGAAAGCGUCUUCACUGCCUCCCAUGGCUGGAUCCAGGAAGUCUAAAGGGAGCGGAAAUUAUCGCCAAUCUAAGUCAACCAUUGGCUCCAGUGACAACUCAUCUCCUCAGCCCCUGAAGAGGAAAGGAAAGAAAGACUCAAACUCAGAAAAACCCACAAAAGGGAAACAAAGUGUGAAGUCGAAGAAUUCCCAACAAGCAAUCCUAAGCAAUGAUGAAGGCAUUUUCAAAGCUGGAGCAGAGAGAUCUGAAACGAGAGGGGCAGCAGAAGUCCAAGAAGAUGAAGACACACAGGUUGAGGUUCCAGUGGACCAGAGGCCAGCAGAAAUAGUUGAUGAGGAAGAAGAUAUAGAGAAAACAAGCAAACAGAAAGAAGACUUUUCCGUGAUGAAUGGUGAGCCUGAAGACGGAGCGGGCGGUGAAGCUGCCAAUGCCCCUGAGCAAGAAGAGGAAACCCCAGACCGUGGGGAGGAGAAGGCAAGUCCCUCUCGGGUAAAUGGCGGCACUGAUGAGGAGAACGGUGAGGAGCUGGACCAGGUCACUGAGGAGCUUCAACCAGCAGUGGAUGAGGAAGGAGACAAUGAAAGAGACAACAGUGGACAAGAUGAGGCUGGUUUAGAUGCUCAAAGACCACCAAGACCAGAAGUGACAGUCACAAGCCCUCAAGACAAUGAAGAGCAGGAGCAAAACAAGGGCUCGUCUACUGUGGCAUAGAGGACUUUUAAAG